This is a messenger RNA of Clonostachys byssicola, 1932 nucleotides long. NCBI's taxonomy places the organism in Eukaryota, Fungi, Ascomycota, Sordariomycetes, Hypocreales, Bionectriaceae. The record is from the annotation of a GenBank genome assembly.
AUGUCGAAGGCUCAGGAGGACUUCUUGCGCAGGCCGCUCUACGUUUACGAUCUACCUCCCCAGGUUCUAGACACCCUUACCCUGAAAUCAGACGCCUCAAUAGUCGCCAGCGAAGAGUUGUCGCGCACUCCGAGAGACGUGAGCCCGGGCGCAUCGUCAGAGAAUCUAGUUGGAUCGCAAAGCUGCUCCCUCUGCAGCCUGACAUUCCCAACAGUCCAAGAACAGCGGAGCCACUUGAAAUCCGACUUCCACAACUACAACCUCAAGCAGAAGCUGCGCGGCCAAAAACCCGUCUCCGAGACCGAGUUUGAGAAGCUGGUCGGCGACCUAGACGAAUCUCUCUCAGGCUCGGACUCUGAAGAUACUGAGGAAGACGAGGAUGAUGGUCGAUCAGAGUCGACGUUGACAGCUCUUCUCAAGAGACAAGCCAAGAUCGCCGACAAGAACAAUCCCGGGGGAGAUGAGGAUAACGGGGACGAGGAAGAUGCAAAGAGAAGCAAUCGGGGGAAGCCUCCUUUGAUAUGGUUCAGCUCUUCAGUACUGCCAGAGAACAACUACUUUGGUCUUUACCGGGCAAUCCUCACUGGAGAGGACCAGAGAAACAGCGAUCUUGUCCAAGUGUUAAGAAAGAAGCAGCUGGAGCCAGUCCCUGUGCCAAAGUUAAACAAGGAUGGAACACCGACCGCAACAGCACCGUAUAAGGGCCCUCACAUAUUCCUGUGUAUGAUUGGAGGCGGCCAUUUCGCUGCCAUGGUCGUUUCAUUGGCUCCUCGCGCAACAAAGGGAAGCGUAACCAUGAACCGGGAAGCAACUGUGCUUGCACACAAGACAUUCCAUCGCUACACGACAAGACGCAAACAAGGUGGUUCUCAAUCGGCGAAUGAUAAUGCCAAGGGGACUGCUCACUCGGCCGGUUCUGGCCUAAGGCGCUACAAUGAACAAGCCCUGGUACAAGAUGUCCGGGCUUUGCUUGAGGAUUGGAAGGGGCUCCUAGAUACAGCCGAUUUGCUUUUCAUCCGGGCUACAGGUGCAACCAACAGGCGGACGCUAUUUGGGCCGUAUGAUGGGCAAGUUCUGAGACACAACGAUACAAGGUUGCGAGGUUUCCCGUUCAGCACGAGGAGAGCCACACAGAAUGAGCUUAUGAGAUCAUUUAUCGAGCUCACGCGUCUAAAAGUACGCGAGAUUGACCCGUCACAGGAGCUCACCGUGGAACCUCAGCAGACGUCAACUCCCACAAAACAGUCUGCUCAAAAGGCUGCGAAACCAAAGCUCUCGGAGGAGCAGGAGACGGCUCUAUUGCACACAUCGCAACUCCAGGCCUUUGUACGCCGAUCAAAACUUCCCGCUCUUCUAUCCUACCUCAAGAACAACCAGAUCGGAUCCGACUUUGAGUUUCAGCCUCCGGAGCAGAACUACCACGCCCCGCGACUCCUCCACUUGGCGGCAGCACAGAAUGCCGCACCUAUGAUUCUCGGUAUUUUGUCUCGUGGUGGUGCCGACCCCACCUUGAAAAAUCGGGAGGGCAAGACAGCGUUUGAACUUUCUGGAGAUCGGUCGAGUCGGGAUGCAUUCCGGGUCGCGCGCUCGGAAUUGGGCGAGGACAAGUGGGAUUGGGAGGCAGCAAAGGUGCCAGCAGCGAUGACAAAGGCCGAGGCCGGAUCUCGAGAUGAACGAGAGAAACAAGAGGCGGACAAGAAGGAGGCAGAUCGAAGGAAAGCGGAGGAGGAGAGGCUUCGGGUCGAGGGUCCAAAGGUCGCCGAAAGCAAAAAGGCGAAAGCCAAUGCUCUUGCCGCAGGCCUGGUGAAAACGCCGCAGGAGCGGAGAGAGGAAGAAGCUCGCGGGUUAACACCAGAGAUGCGGAUGAAGCUGGAGCGCGAACGUAGAGCACGUGCGGCUGAGGAGAGGCUCCGAAGAAUGCAGGGCAAAUAA